CCGCCGAGGGGCGAGAGCGCAGGCGCUGCUGCGGACGGGAGACGGGGCGGGGAAGGAAGGGAACCGGGAUCGCGCGUGUGCCUCCUUCCUUCCUUCCUCCCUCCCUUCUCCAGGGCGCUCCUUCCCCGGGGAGAGAAAGUGCAGAGCCGGGGCGGACAGAGCCUCGUGGGCGGAGUGGCCCCUCCUCUGCCCGGAGUCCGAGGGGCAGGCUUCCUCUCUCCUCCUCCUCCUCCUCCGCGCUGCCGUCCGCCGCAACAACCUGCUCGCCAUGUCGACAGCAGGAGACUUCGGCAACCCGCUUCGGAAAUUCAAGCUGGUCUUCCUAGGGGAGCAGAGCGUUGGGAAGACAUCCCUCAUCACAAGAUUCAUGUAUGACAGUUUUGAUAACACAUACCAGGCUACAAUUGGAAUUGACUUCUUAUCUAAAACCAUGUACUUGGAAGACCGGACAGUGCGGUUGCAGCUCUGGGACACAGCAGGCCAGGAGAGAUUCCGAAGCUUGAUCCCCAGUUACAUUCGAGACUCCACAGUAGCUGUGGUGGUCUAUGACAUCACAAAUCUGAACUCCUUCCAGCAAACGUCCAAAUGGAUUGAUGAUGUCAGAACAGAAAGAGGAAGCGAUGUCAUCAUUAUGUUAGUGGGCAAUAAAACAGACCUUGCAGAUAAGAGGCAAAUAACAAUUGAAGAAGGAGAACAGAGAGCUAAAGAGCUGAAUGUCAUGUUUAUUGAGACCAGUGCAAAAACAGGAUACAAUGUGAAACAGCUCUUCCGACGUGUUGCCUCAGCUCUGCCAGGAAUGGAGAGUGUGCAAGAGAAGAGCAAAGAAGGGAUGAUUGACAUCAAACUGGACAAACCACAGGAACCACCAGCCAGUGAAGGAGGCUGUUCUUGUUAAUGCUAAGCGCAGGAUUCGUCAGCUCCAUUUGACACCACACGCUUGUUGUGUUGCUUCCUAUUGGUUAGCUUUCUAAUACAAAUUGUGUUCUUGGAUGGGGAGGAUUUCUUUUCUCUCUAGGGAGGGGGUGGGUGGCAAGGAUCAGAAUACUUGAUUCAACAGCCAAUACUGUUUUCUUUUUUGGUUCAGUUGUAAUAUAUUGUACUUUAUUAAAAAUGCCAAAACAAUUCAGAAUUUUAAACAAGACACUUUAAUUGUGUGUGUAUACAAUUUUCAGCCGUGGGGAUGUAUAUCCUUUUUUGGGUACCUUUUUUUUAAUUGUAUAUUUGUAAACUUACAGAGAAAUCCCCAAGAUUAUACAGGCUGGUUAGUUUCCGUGUUUGGCAUAAAUUGUAGACAUAUCUUUUAGUGAAGUAGUCCCAGAGUGAUUAGUUCCACCUAACACUAACUAUCCCAUUCACACUCCAGUUACAGGCUAACAAAGCAUGCUGCAACUACCAGUGUGCCAUACAAGAUCUCUGACUAUAGAGCCAUGGAAGAGAGAAUUACAACAACUAGUAAAACUUUGCUCAUGAUAUUGAGAGUAUACCUCCAUAGUUCCCAAACAAUUUCAUGCAAGAGGGCACAGUGCAUGCACAGCUUACUAACAUUUUUUAUACUAUAUUUUACUAUAAUAGGAGAUAUUUUAAAACACUUCUGCAGUUAAUAAUUGUUUUAAGGCCUUCAUGUGUUUCGGAUAAGAUAUAUCCACAAUGUUGGUUAUAUUGUUGAUACUACUAUUACAGAAUCCUGGAAUUUGUAGUUUGGUGAUGUACUUUCACUUCCUUGCUGGAGAGCUCUGGUGCCCUGCUUCUUAAACUAUGAAUCUCAAUCCCAAACAGGGUCUCCUUGGCUCCAUAUUGGGUUCACAGAAAACAUUUUAAGACUUCUGAAUGCAGUCUAGUGGCUGUUUUAGACAUUUGUACAAAUCUGUGGACUUGGCAAAUCGUUACAGUGGACUCUGCAAAAAAUGUUUCAGCUGUACUUAAUAAAAAGAAAAAUUAGCCUGUUUAGCAAGGGCUGUUGUGUGUUUUCCGGGCUAUAUGGCCAUGUUCCAGAAGUAUUCUCUCCUGACGUUUCGCCCAUAUCUAUGGCAGGCAUCCUCAGAGGUUGUGAGGUAUAUUGGAAACCCCACUUGCCUAGUUUCCAGCAGAUCUCACAACUUCUGAGGAUGCCUGCUAUAGAUGUGGGUGAACGUCAGGAGAGAAUACUUCUGGAGCAUGGCCAUACAGCUCGGAAAACACACAACAACCCUGUGAUUCCGGCCAUGAAAGCCUUUGACAACACACUGUUCAGCAAGUCUUGCAAAUGCUGGUUUGUUAUCAGUAAAUGUUUGAUUUGUGUACACGUUUUAUAUACCUGAGAUCACGUAAACAUUUCUUGAAUGAAAAGGGGUCAAAAAUGGGAAUAGUUUAGGAAGUCCUUCUCUACUGGAGUCAUCUAAACUGCAACAUAAGACUUGUCUAGGAAUAAAUUCCAAGUAUUUCACCAAACCACAAAUCCAAGGAUUGUAUAGGAUGGAAUUAAAAUUAUGCAAAUUGCUAUAACUGCAUAUUGCGGAUACACUCAAGGUCUCAGAACUUUUGAAAAAUUCCAGGUGCUAACAUAAAUCACCAUACAUAUGUACUGCAGUACAUAUGUAAAAUCAGUGUCACAGUGUCAUUUGACAUUCAUGAUUGGCCCAGGGAUAUUCUGGAAGAACUCUUGAUCCCUUUCAGACUUCUUCACAAUACAGGCAGCCACGUUGUAUCUAAAAUUGGAUUGAGGCAAACACUAGAAUUAUUUUCCCCCAAAAUGCUAUCUAAAGGCUCUCUCUCUCUCCCCAGGCAUAUUGUUAGAAAUAGAGUUCUUCAAAGAGGCAACUCAAAAUGGUGGUUACGAUUCAAACAGAACUGUCAAUUACUAUAACUUCAAAAAUGUACCCAGUGGGACCAUCUCACUUUUAGCCAACUGUACUGUUCAUGGUGGUUGAUCAUUAUUAUGAGUGAUAGUAACUUCUGCAUGAGUGAACAAAGAGCAAAAGAGAGGAAGGGGCCCUGUCUCCUUGGAAAAAGAAGACUGCCUUGGCAACAAAGAAGCGAUAGAUAAUGUAUUUAAUUUUUGUAUACAUGUGUAUGCAUGUUUUCUAAUGACAUAAAACAUAAGCUCACACAGCUGUGUGGACAAUGCACAAUAUAGAUGCUUGGUUUCUCCUAGUGUUAUGACUUGAAAGUGCAGCCAGCAACCGUUGUGGGAAAUUACCGUUGCUGCUAUGUGUGGGUCUUAAAAGGGUUUCUUUUGUUAUUGUUGGGGAACAGUGUGAUUUGUUAUGUCUUCAAUAAAUUAAACUCAGAUACAUGUGAAACAAGAAAAAAAUACAUGGAGAAAUA
Molecule: messenger RNA, 3303 nt
Organism: Anolis carolinensis (green anole)
Lineage: Eukaryota; Metazoa; Chordata; Lepidosauria; Squamata; Anolidae
Gene: rab6b
Product: RAB6B, member RAS oncogene family
Exons: 8
Coding region: 269-895 (208 amino acids)
Biological process (GO): vesicle-mediated transport
Molecular function (GO): GTPase activity; GTP binding
Source: RefSeq, a predicted model, not a curated record